Molecule: messenger RNA, 1862 nt
Organism: Sander lucioperca (pikeperch)
Lineage: Eukaryota; Metazoa; Chordata; Actinopteri; Perciformes; Percidae
Product: SRSF protein kinase 3
Exons: 13
Coding region: 356-1609 (417 amino acids)
Biological process (GO): protein phosphorylation; spliceosomal complex assembly; regulation of mRNA processing
Molecular function (GO): protein kinase activity; ATP binding
Source: RefSeq, a predicted model, not a curated record
UCCUUCCUCGGUGUGUUUGGCCUCACGCAACACUCCUCUUAUCUUGUAGUGCCUCUGAUCUCUGUCAUGGCUCUCCAACAGUAGCAGACAAAGAGAAAUCGAGGAAUAGAGAGAUACAGAGAGACACCAACUGUCAGAUCAGCGAAAGUGAUAAAUGCCACAGUGAAGCAGGUAAAGGCCUGGCAGUGGCAGUGAAUGAGGAGGCUGCUGGGGAUUUCCAUGUUUAGACCCUGCUGACUACUGCUGCUGGCGUUCCCAGCCUCCUGAGAGAUCUACAGUACCGGACCCCCCCUUACAUCUCAGCUGCUCGACUGUUUUCAAGUGGUGCAACAUUAAAGGCUACUUCUGCUGAACAAUGCACACCAUGCAGAGGAGUCCCCGCUCCACCGCGAAUAUAGCUGCUCAGCAGAAUCACACGAGCGAAGCAAAGUCGUCUAAUAACUUUGAGGCCCUAGGAUGCCAUGAGCAGCUGGAUCCAAAGGACAGCCAGGACUCUGAGGACCCCAGAGAAUACUGUUAUGGUGGAUACCACACUGUCCAGAUAGGUGACACCUUCAACAGAAGAUACCAGGUGGUGUCUAAGCUGGGCUGGGGCUAUUUCUCCACUGUCUGGCUGUGUCUGGACCUCAGGCUAGGGCGGCGCAUUGCUGUGAAGGUGCUGAAGAGCGGGGCUGGCUUCACCCAGGCAGGACAGGAUGAACUUGCUCUCCUACGAUGCGCUAGUGGUCCUAUGAGCCGGCAUCCCUCCAGUCAAAGGAUCGUUCAGCUGUUAGAUGAGUUCAAGCUGGCCGGGGUCAACGGGGUCCACAUGUGCCUGGUGCUGGAGCUGUUGGGGCCUGACCUGAGAGACUGGCAGCUAUGUUUCGGAAAUCCUGGACUGACGCGGCCUUCGGUCAAACAAAUACUAACUCAGGUUCUGCAGGGCCUGGACUACCUCCACACUCAGUGUAAAAUCAUCCACACAGACAUCAAGCCUGAGAACAUCCUGCUGUGUCUGGAGGAGCAGUCCCACAAAGUACCAGCAGGGGACAGCAGCCCCUCCUCUCUACUGACUAGGAAAGAGGCCAAUUCCACAGAGAAGGAGCAAUUGAACCCACACAGUUUAAAGGAAAUUACAGUGAAGAUUGCUGACCUGGGCAGCUCCUGCUGGGUGUACAAACAUUUCUCUGAGGAGAUUCAGACUCGUCAGUAUCGCUCACUGGAGGUUUUACUGGGAUCUGAGUACGGCCCGCCUGCUGACAUCUGGAGUGUCGCCUGCAUGGCCUUUGAGUUGCUCACUGGAGACUCCCUGUUUGAACCCAAAGCUGGCGAGUCCAUUUCCCUGGAGGAAGACCAUAUAGCCCAGAUCAUGGAGCUGCUUGGUAAAAUCCCACCAGUUGUUGCCUUCUCGGGUAAAUACUCUGCCGAGUACUUCAGUCGAAGAGGUGACCUGCGUCGUGUCGGUCCACUGAGGUUCUGGAGACUCUACGACGUUCUGGUGGAGAAAUACCACUUCCUGUUGGAGGACGCUACUGGUUUCUCAGACUUCCUUCUUCGCAUGUUGGAUUACCAUCCGGAGAGGAGGGCCACCGCUGCACAGUGCCUCUGCCACCCAUGGCUGACCUCCUGAUAGCCUCCUAAACGCCGUACAGGCCUCGUUCCCCUCUGCAGUCCUCACAACCAGAUGCUGUCAGCAGCUCGACCUGGCCAAUUUCUGAACAUACCAGCCUUAAACUCAAUCUGUCAGAUGUUGAGUUUUUAUACUAGAGGAGCUAUGUAGAAGACUUUUUAUUUCCCUCACUGAUUUAUAAAUUCCUGUGGAAUGUGCUGUUUCAACACCAGAUCGAGAAUAGGAUGCUCUUUUCCACUGGAGCCCAUUACGC